AUGUAUAUGUCUAUGUCGCAGCGUUGCCUUAUCAUCUAUUCUAUUCGCCUCCAGCGCCCCUCCCUCCCUUUCGCCUGUCUAAGACGUGCAUGCAUGAAUGCGCAUGAAACAGGCAACUCCGGCAACAAAAAGGGUGGCUUAGAGCACAAAUUCUGAUGAUGAAGAAGGUGCAUACCGCAGCAUUGAGUCUUUUGGGGGAGGGUGACGUGUUUUCCGGUGAAGUUUGGCGAAGUCUUGUUUCAUGGGGGUAUUUAACUCGGGGGUGUUCGGGAGCCUGAUCUAUCAGGUGUGAUGUUUCGCCAUGACGUGAUGGGACUUUUUCUUUGUUCUUCUUCUCUUGUUGAUUGGUACUCUUGGGGUGAGGCAGUCUGCUUGUUGAUGUUACAGAUCCAAUAGUCAAUAAAGACGAUAAAUGUGUUUCUUAUCCGUGCAAAUAUAUAUUCCUUCCAAGCUGUAACAAAAUAAAACCACCAGUCCGG
Molecule: messenger RNA, 479 nt
Organism: Periconia digitata
Lineage: Eukaryota; Fungi; Ascomycota; Dothideomycetes; Pleosporales; Periconiaceae
Source: the annotation of a GenBank genome assembly